Molecule: messenger RNA, 6636 nt
Organism: Erinaceus europaeus (western European hedgehog)
Lineage: Eukaryota; Metazoa; Chordata; Mammalia; Eulipotyphla; Erinaceidae
Gene: ABCC9
Product: ATP binding cassette subfamily C member 9
Exons: 40
Coding region: 146-4795 (1549 amino acids)
Biological process (GO): transmembrane transport; potassium ion transport
Cellular component (GO): membrane
Molecular function (GO): ATP binding; ABC-type transporter activity; ATP hydrolysis activity
Source: RefSeq, a predicted model, not a curated record
CCAGGGGAGCAGAGCUCUGCCUUCCUUCCAAGACUUCUGUGCCUUGAUUUGCAAAUUCACGCUUGAGGCAGUGUGGGAAGCUGGUGGUGUUUUGAGUAGGGGUUUGAAGCAGAGUCAAGCCGUUGCCCAAGCCAUAGAAGGAGCAAUGAGCCUCUCAUUCUGUGGGGACAACAUUUCUUCAUAUAACAUCUACGAAGGUGUGUUACAAAACCCUUGCUUUGUGGAUGCCCUCAACUUGGUCCCUCAUGUCUUCCUGCUGUUUAUCACCUUUCCAAUAUUAUUUAUAGGCUGGGGCAGUCAGAGCUCCAAAGUACAGAUUCAUCACAACACAUGGCUUCAUUUUCCGGGGCACAACCUGAGAUGGAUUCUGACAUUUGCUCUCCUGUUUGUGCAUGUCUGUGAAAUAGCAGAAGGCAUUGUUUCCGACUCGCGCCGAGAGUCUCGCCACCUCCACCUCUUCAUGCCAGCUGUCAUGGGCUUCGUGGCCACCACGACGUCCAUCGUGUACUACCACAACAUCGAGACAUCCAACUUCCCCAAGCUGCUCCUAGCCCUCUUCCUUUAUUGGGUGAUGGCCUUUAUCACCAAAACCAUAAAGCUGGUCAAGUACUGGCAGUCGGGCUGGGACAUAUCCAACCUGCGUUUCUGCAUCACGGGCAUAAUGGUGAUUUUGAACGGACUGCUGAUGGCUGUGGAGAUCAACGUCAUCCGGGUCAGGAGAUAUGUGUUCUUCACGACUCCUCAGAAAGUCAAGCCCCCCGAAGACCUCCAGGACCUGGGUGUGCGUUUUCUGCAGCCAUUUGUGAAUCUCUUGUCCAAAGCCACCUACUGGUGGAUGAACACGCUGAUUAUCUCAGCUCACAAAAAGCCCAUCGAUCUGAAGGCCAUCGGAAAGCUACCGAUAGCCAUGAGGGCAGUGACGAACUACGUUUGCCUGAAAGAGGCCUAUGAAGAGCAAAAGAAGAAAGUAGCGGAUCACCCCAACCUGACUCCAUCUAUCUGGCUGGCGAUGUACAGGGCCUUUGGACGACCAAUUCUCCUUAGCAGCACUUUCCGUUAUCUUGCGGAUUUACUGGGUUUUGCAGGACCACUCUGCAUUUCUGGUAUAGUUCAGCGCGUGAAUGAGACUCAGAACAGGACAAAUAACACAAUGGGAAUUUCAGAAACCCUUUCAUCAAAGGAAUUCCUUGAAAAUGCCUAUGUCCUAGCAGUUCUUCUCUUCUUGGCCCUUAUUCUGCAAAGGACAUUUCUUCAGGCAUCCUACUAUGUGACCAUAGAGACUGGCAUUAACCUCCGUGGGGCACUGCUGGCCAUGAUAUACAACAAAAUCCUCAGACUAUCGACAUCCAAUUUAUCCAUGGGGGAGAUGACACUGGGACAGAUCAAUAACUUGGUGGCCAUUGAGACCAACCAGCUUAUGUGGUUCUUGUUCCUGUGUCCCAAUCUGUGGGCCAUGCCUGUGCAGAUCAUCAUGGGUGUGAUCCUGCUCUACAAUUUGCUGGGGUCCAGUGCCCUGGUUGGGGCGGCAGUCAUUGUCCUCUUGGCUCCCAUUCAGUACUUCAUCGCCACGAAGUUGGCAGAAGCUCAGAAGAGCACUCUUGACUAUUCCACUGAGAGACUGAAGAAAACAAAUGAGAUACUGAAAGGCAUCAAGCUGCUCAAAUUGUAUGCCUGGGAGCACAUCUUCUGCAAAAGUGUGGAAGAAACCAGAAUGAAGGAACUAUCCAGCCUCAAAACCUUCGCCCUUUAUACCUCCCUUUCCAUCUUCAUGAAUGCGGCAAUCCCCAUAGCAGCUGUUCUUGCUACGUUUGUGACACACGCGUACGCCAGCGGAAACAAUCUGAAGCCUGCAGAGGCCUUUGCCUCACUGUCUCUCUUUCACAUCCUGGUCACCCCGCUCUUCCUGCUGUCCACCGUGGUCAGGUUUGCGGUCAAAGCCAUCAUCAGUGUCCAAAAGCUAAAUGAAUUUCUCCUGAGUGAUGAAAUUGGUGACGACAGUUGGAGAACUGGAGAAGGGGCCCUGCCCUUCGAGUCCUGUAAGAAGCACACAGGAGUUCAGCCGAAAACCAUCAACAGGAAGCACCCCGGGAGGUACCAGCUGGACAGCUACGAGCCCGCCAUGCGGCGCCUGCGACCAUCUGAGACAGAGGAUAUUGCCAUCAAGGUUACAAACGGCUACUUUUCUUGGGGGAGUGGUAUAGCUACAUUAUCCAAUAUAGAUAUCCGAAUCCCAACAGGCCAGUUAACCAUGAUUGUAGGCCAGGUGGGCUGUGGGAAGUCCUCUCUCCUUCUGGCCAUCCUUGGCGAAAUGCAGGCGCUGGGAGGGAAAGUUCACUGGAGCACUGUAAAUGAAUCUGAACCUUCUUUUGAAGCAACCAGAAGUAGGAACAGAUAUUCUGUGGCUUAUGCAGCUCAAAAGCCGUGGCUCCUCAAUGCAACAGUAGAAGAAAACAUCACCUUCGGAAGUCCUUUCAACAAACAGAGGUACAAAGCUGUCACAGAUGCCUGCUCUCUUCAGCCAGAUAUUGAUUUACUACCAUUUGGAGACCAAACCGAAAUCGGAGAGAGGGGCAUCAACCUAAGCGGGGGUCAGAGACAGAGAAUCUGUGUGGCACGAGCCCUGUACCAAAACACCAACAUUGUCUUCCUGGAUGACCCAUUCUCCGCCCUGGACAUUCACUUGAGCGAUCACUUAAUGCAGGAAGGGAUCUUGAAGUUUCUCCAAGAUGACAAGAGGACACUAGUUCUGGUGACCCACAAGUUGCAGUAUCUAACACAUGCAGACUGGAUCAUAGCCAUGAAAGACGGAAGCGUGCUGAGAGAAGGGACUUUAAAGGACAUUCAAACCAAAGAUGUUGAACUUUAUGAGCACUGGAAAACACUGAUGAAUCGGCAGGACCAAGAAUUAGAAAAGGAUAUGGAAGCUGACCAAACCACAUUAGAGAGGAAAACGCUCCGGAGGGCCAUGUAUUCGAGAGAAGCUAAAGCCCAACUGGAGGAUGAAGAUGAAGAGGAAGAGGAGGAGGAAGAUGAAGAUGACAACAUGUCCACCGUGAUGAGGCUCAGGACCAAAAUGCCAUGGAAAACUUGCUGGCGGUACCUCACUUCCGGAGGCUUCUUCCUGCUCUUCCUGAUGAUUUUCUCUAAGCUCGUGAAGCACUCAGUGAUUGUAGCCAUUGACUACUGGCUGGCCACGUGGACCUCGGAAUACAACAUCAACAACACCGGGAAAGCCGACCAGACCUACUAUGUGGCUGGAUUCAGCAUACUUUGUGGGGCAGGCAUUUUCCUCUGUCUUGUCACAUCUCUUACUGUGGAAUGGAUGGGUCUCACAGCUGCCAAAAAUCUUCACCACAACCUCCUCAAUAAGAUCAUUCUUGGGCCAAUAAGAUUCUUCGACACCACACCCUUAGGACUAAUUCUCAAUCGUUUCUCAGCAGAUACAAAUAUCAUUGAUCAGCACAUCCCGCCCACUCUGGAGUCUCUGACCCGCUCCACGUUGCUCUGCCUGUCAGCAAUCGGCAUGAUUUCUUAUGCAACACCCGUGUUCCUAGUGGCUCUUGUGCCCCUUGGGGUGGCCUUUUACUUUAUCCAGAAAUACUUCCGAGUGGCCUCGAAGGACCUGCAGGAACUCGAUGACAGCACCCAGCUCCCGCUGCUUUGCCACUUCUCAGAGACAGCCGAAGGCCUCACCACCAUCCGGGCAUUCAGGCAUGAAACCAGGUUUAAGCAAAGCAUGCUGGAACUGACGGACACAAACAACAUUGCCUACUUAUUUCUCUCAGCUGCCAACAGAUGGCUGGAGGUCAGAACGGACUACCUGGGAGCAUGCAUCGUCCUCACUGCCUCUAUUGCAUCCAUCAGUGGCUCGUCUAACUCCGGCCUGGUGGGCUUAGGUCUUCUGUAUGCGCUCACGAUAACCAAUUACUUGAACUGGGUGGUGAGGAACUUGGCUGACCUGGAGGUCCAGAUGGGGGCCGUGAAGAAAGUGAAUAGUUUCCUGACGAUGGAAUCUGAGAACUAUGAAGGCACUAUGGAUCCUUCUCAAGUCCCUGAGCACUGGCCACAGGAAGGGGAGAUCAAGAUUCAUGAUCUCUGUGUCAGAUAUGAAAACAAUCUAAAACCAGUUCUUAAACAUGUCAAGGCUUACAUCAAACCUGGCCAAAAGGUGGGCAUAUGUGGCCGAACAGGCAGUGGGAAGUCGUCGCUGUCCCUGGCUUUCUUCAGGAUGGUUGACAUUUUUGACGGACGUAUAGUCAUUGACGGGAUCGACAUUUCCAAGCUCCCACUACACACUCUGCGCUCCCGCCUCUCCAUCAUCCUGCAGGACCCCAUCCUGUUCAGCGGCUCCAUCAGAUUUAACUUAGAUCCAGAGUGCAAGUGCACGGACGACAGGCUCUGGGAAGCUCUAGAAAUUGCUCAGCUGAAGAAUAUGGUCAAAUCCCUACCAGGAGGUCUAGAUGCGGUCGUCACAGAAGGUGGGGAGAACUUCAGCGUUGGGCAGAGACAGCUGUUUUGCCUGGCCCGGGCCUUUGUCCGCAAGAGCAGCAUCCUCAUCAUGGACGAAGCCACGGCUUCCAUCGACAUGGCCACGGAAAACAUUUUGCAGAAAGUGGUAAUGACUGCUUUUGCAGACCGCACCGUGGUGACAAUAGCUCACCGAGUGCACACGAUUCUGACAGCAGACCUGGUCAUUGUGAUGAAGCGAGGAAACAUUUUGGAAUAUGAUACCCCGGAAAGCCUGCUGGCUCAGGAAGAUGGAGUAUUUGCAUCUUUUGUUCGUGCAGACAUGUGAGGGGGUCCCCGGCAAAGAUGUGUGUUCAGAAUAAUGCAGUUUCUAGUUGACCGAUUGGAUCACCAGCCCGGUCUUUGUAAAAUGACAUCUUAAGCAUUUAUACGUUUCUUAUGUGCACCAUUGUAAUUAGUUGCAUUGUCACUUUGCUAGUGGCUGUUGGAUUUCUUUCACAACAGUUGCCAUUUCCUUUACUGCUUUCUGUGUUCACUACCGGUGGUGUUCCAAUGAUUAAGCCACUUUACUUUUAAAACAGGUCGUAUUAAAACAUAGAAGCAACUGUAAGUGGGAAGCCACUGUAUCUUCUAAUUUUAAAGUCUAGUGAAGUGUCUCCUAGCAUAGGAAUGACAAUGAAUUCUCAGCAUUAUACUUUGUAAGAAAGUAUUUUUUGUUGUCUUCAGAUGCUAGAAUAGGACAGUUUUCUAAGCAGUUAGAAGACGAUGCACUCCCAUUCAUAUCUACUGUAUGGUCAUCCUGUGUGUUCACUCAUCUUUGUAUUUCUUAGGUCUUUUUUUUUUUUUUUUUAUUGCCACUAGGUUUAUCACUGGGGCUCAGUGCUAGCAUUAUAAAUCCACUCCUGGCAGCCAUAUUUUCCUUUAUUUUUGAAAUUCCUGAUGUAUUUAAAAUUUGACAAGACAGAGAAAUUGAACCAUCACAGCUGCAGGUAGAGAGUGGGGACUCAACCCCCGAUCCUUGGCAUGGUGAUGUGUGCUGCCCCUGGGCCCCCCUAUUACUCAUGUCUUAAUGGUAUUUUUUAUCUAAAUUGUUUCCUGUCAUCAAGAAGUUAUAUGUACUGUUCAUAAAGCUAGAAUAGCUGUGUACAAAGUGGAUUAUUUGGAGUCAGCAAGAUAGCUUUCUUGGAAGAGAGCCUGAGCCUCACCCCAACUCAUGAAGCUUUGGAAUUGGAGAGCACCUUAGCUUCUUCAGGGGGUGGGUGGGGUCCCCUCAAACCUGGGCCAGAGCCCAAGCAAAGCAGGCACUCUCUCCAGAUAAGCUGCUUUGCCAGCUUUUUUUUUUUUUUUUCCCUUCAUGCCAGCACUACAAAUCCACUGCUCUUGGUGGCCAUUUUUUUCCAUUUUUAUUGGAUAGGAGGAGGAGAGAAAGAGGAAGAUAGACACCUGCAUAUCUACUUCACUUGUGAAGCACCCCCCCCCCCAAUAGGUUGGGAACUGUGUGCUUAACCAAGUGCCCCACUGCCCCAGCUGGAUUCUUGAAACAUUUACUAAGGGAAUACAGAGCUCUAAAGAAGCAAGUCAAAGUUUACAUCUCCAUAUUUUCACAUUUAACUAAAUCAUUUGUACAAAUUAUAAUUCCUCAGUACUUGUUAAGAUCAACAUAUAACAAAACUUUAUAUUAGAAUAUCUCGAUUAGUGAUACAGGGUAAGAAAAAAAAUUAUUUUCUAAAGACCAUGUAUCUUCUACUUAGCCUCCCCCUCCAUUAGGCACCAAAAGAAUGUAGAGGUCUGGUCUGUCUUGUGACCUUGGAUUUAAUACGAAAGCCUGGCUCAUUGUGACAGCGUAACAAAUAGAGCUGAUUAACUAGCAAUGUGCCUGUCACUCAGUAAUUCUCAUCACUUUCUGUGUUGUCUAUUUUUUACAGAGAAAGUGUACUGACUUGAUGCUGUCUAAUAAAUUCCUUUCUGUUUGCUCAAUUAAAGAGGAAGAUUAUUCACUUACAAUGCCACUGGGUAGCAACCAGAGAUAGUUCAACAGCUAUGGAAGCCAACAGCUGCCGAAACAGUGCCUCACAGGGCUCUGAUAAUGUUGCUUCCUUUUUGCCCUGUCAUUCAUGUCCUUAAGAACAGGCUCCAGCCUUGGAUCAAUAAAGUUGGUUACAUCUCUGA